Racocetra fulgida is the source of this 322-nucleotide messenger RNA. NCBI's taxonomy places the organism in Eukaryota, Fungi, Glomeromycota, Glomeromycetes, Diversisporales, Gigasporaceae. The record is from the annotation of a GenBank genome assembly.
UAGUAAAGCUAGAAUCCCAGAUAUAAAUAAUAAAAGUUUCACGAGUAUGUCUAAUGACCAUUUAAGAAGUGAGAUUGCUAGACGUGCUAUAGCUGUCGUUGAAGCAUAUGAAGAACUUGGAACUGCAUGUAGAAAGGCUGAAUAUGCCGUUAGCCAACUUAAAGCAUUGCUACCUCCUGAUGCUAAUGUAGUUCUUCCUUCAGAUACCAGCAUACCGUCAUUUCCAUCACCUUUAUAUAAUAAACCACCUCAAAGUCUGGACGUACCUAUAUCAUAUGAUAAUAUAAAUGCAAAUACAACUGCAAGUGAAUUUAUAGAUAAG